CUAAAGUCCAGUUUCGCAUACCGAAACAGUUGUCUAUAAAACAUAAACUGACACGUGUUAACUUCUACCAAAAAGACACGUGUUAAAUUGAUCUUUUGCUAUGGUAGAGCUCUACCCGUUGGUUUGUGGUUUCCGUCGUUCCGUAAAUGACAGAGCGACAGAGAUUUGUGAAGCUUCUUCGGGACUGUAGUAAGUAUGGAUUACUCGAUCAGGGACUGCAAAUCCACACGGCCAUACUGAGAAUGGGUUUGGAUCUUGAUCUUAUUAUAAACAAUUUUCUCAUUGAUAUGUAUGGAAAAUGCUGUAGGCCAGAAAUGGCUUCUGCUGUGUUUGAUAAAAUGCGUGAAAGAAAUGUUGUCUCGUGGACUGCUCUCAUGGGCGGUUUCUUGGGUCAGGGCAAUGCGGAGGCAUCAUUGUUACUCUUCUGUCGAAUGGGUUCUUCUGGUGUUAGGCCUAAUGAGUUCACUCUGUCAAGUAAUCUAAAAGCGUGUGGUAUUCUGGGUGUUCCUCAAAAUGGAAUGCAGAUUCAUGUUGUGUGUGUCAAAACUGGGUUUCAAUUUGUCCCAGUUGUUGGGAACUCAAUUAUUGAUAUGUACUCGAAAUGCGGAAAGAUCGAGAAAGCAACCCAGAUGUUCAAUCUAAUGUCUGUUAGAAAUCUCAUUAGUUGGAAUGCGAUGAUUGCUGGGUACACUCAUACGGGAUGCGAUGGUAAGUCUCUGCUUUUGUUUAAGAAAAUGCAAAAACAUGGAGAAACACCUGAUGAGUUUUCUUAUUCGAGUGUUCUAAAAUCGUGCAGUGGCCUUGGAGCGAUUAAAGAGGGGGGCCAAAUUCAUGCUUCCUUAAUCACAAGGGGUUUUCCUAUUGCACUUCAUAGGAUUAUGGCAAGUGUACUCAUUGACUUGUAUGUAAAAUGCAGGUGCCUACAUGAAGCAAGAAAACUUUUUGAUCGGAUUGAGCCAAAAAAUGUAAUUUUGUGGACUACAAUGAUUAUAGGCUAUGCUCAAGAGGGUGGUCUACAAGAGGCCAUGGACUUGUUUAGGAAAUUCAUGGAAACAGGGGCUGAAGCUGAUGGGUUUGUUCUUUCUAGCAUGAUGAGUGCCUUUGCUGAUUUUGCCCUUGUAGAACAAGGGAAGCAGAUACAUUCAUACACUGUUAAAGUCCUAUCUGGCUUAGAUGUCUCAGUAGCCAAUUCAGUGGUUGAUAUGUACGUCAAGUGUGGAUUGAUAGAAGAUGCAGAAAAACGUUUCAAUGAAAUUCCCAUUAAAAAUGUGGUUUCUUGGACAGUUAUGAUCACUGGCUAUGGAAAGCAUGGUUCUGGCAAAAAUGCAAUUUGUCUCUUUGAAGAAAUGCAGCUGGAGAAUAUUGAACCUGAUGAAGUGACUUACUUGGCUGUGCUCUCUGCCUGUAGCCAUGCUGGUCUAAUUGAAGACAGUCAUAAGUACUUCUCAAGACUCUGCAAAGACCAUCAAUGUGAACCUAAAAUAGAGCAUUAUGCUUGCAUGGUUGACCUCCUUGGUCGAGCUGGACAUUUGGAAGAAGCUCGCAAUCUCAUAAAGACCAUGCCAUUUGAACCAAGUGUCGGAAUAUUGCAGACAUUGCUAAGUGCCUGUAGGCUACACAAAGACUUGGACAUUGGUAGAGAAGUGGGAGAAGUCCUUUUGAGAUUGGAUUGUGAUAACCCGGUGAACCAUGUAAUGAUGUCUAACCUCUAUGUCGAGGUUGGUGAAUGGAAGGAGUAUGAGAGAGUGAGGAAGUUGAUGAAGGUAAAGGGGUUGAAGAAAGAAGCUGGGUGUAGUUGGAUUGAGAUCGACAAGGUGAUGCACUACUUUUAUGGUGGAGAUGACAGGCACCCACUUACGGACAGAAUUCAUAAGGUAUUGAAGAAGAUGGAGAGAAGGAUGAAAGAAGAGAUGGGUUAUGCAUAUGAUGUGAGGUUUGCAUUGCAUGAUGUGGAAGAGGAGUCAAAGGAGGAGAGCUUGAGAUUUCACAGCGAGAAGUUGGCAAUUGGUUUAGGUUUGAUGUGUGGUGGGUUGGAGAAUGAAAAUAUUGUUAGGAUCUUCAAGAACUUGAGGGUCUGUGGAGAUUGUCAUGAGUUCAUCAAGGGUUUGUCAAAGUUAUUGAAGAAGGUAUUUCUAGUGAGAGAUGCAAAUAGGUUUCAUAGAUUUGAAGAUGGGGUUUGCUCCUGUGGUGAUUAUUGGUGACAUUUCAAAUGGGUGUUUUUGCUUCGCAUGAUUGAAGUCUUCAAAUUGAAAGAUUGUUGUAUUGGGGCAGUUUAGGAUUCAUUGUGUAAAUUAUCUUUUUCAUUUGUAUCUGUAAUUAAUUUUUUUGGUAACUUCACAUUUUUUUUUUUUUUUUUCCGUUUGGGGAACAACAGGAGGAUUCUCAAACCUGAUAAAGCCAUUUUUAUGUAUUGAACUUGAACAAGACCCAUGACAAUCAUACAAUUAUAAUCUAGAAUAAUUGCAUUCCAAAUGCCAAAAUUUAUCUUAUUGAGUGGAAACUGCACUUAGUAAAUCAUCUCUUUCACCUGCAUGGAAAAAGAGCAACUGCAAUUUGAUCCUCCGGAUUGUUGGAAGUGUUUCAAAGGAUAAUGAGCUGAGAAACCUUCUGGUGGUGACUCAGAGCAUUGAGUAGAAGUAAGAUCUAUGAUCAAAGAAAAAUCGCCUUAAAAUUUUCUGCUUAGUUGUGGUGUUACAGGACAGGUAUUGGCACCGAAGGCCUUCCUCAUCAUGCAAGGGUUGCAACAAGCAUUGGAGCAUGGGAGCAACAGAGUAGAAGUGUUGCUAAGCGACAUGGAUCCAGCAAUAUGGCUGACUCAAGGGAACCAUGAAGGAUGGCCAUGGGAGUUAUUUCGGGUGUUACUGAAUAUUUCUGUUUAUCUUGUAAAAAUGACUGUAAUUUUUGAAGUACAAGAUAAGGAUGUUAUGUCGGUACUUGGUAGUGUAUUGGGUUACUUAUAAUGCCCAAAAUUCUCAGUUGA
Messenger RNA from Macadamia integrifolia, 2980 nucleotides. Its product is annotated as putative pentatricopeptide repeat-containing protein At3g15130. Lineage: Eukaryota; Viridiplantae; Streptophyta; Magnoliopsida; Proteales; Proteaceae. Gene Ontology annotation, biological process: RNA modification. Gene Ontology annotation, molecular function: zinc ion binding; protein binding; RNA binding. The coding region runs from base 147 to 2201 and encodes 684 amino acids. The transcript has a single exon. The record is from RefSeq and is a predicted model, not a curated record.